Molecule: messenger RNA, 1898 nt
Organism: Cyprinus carpio (common carp)
Lineage: Eukaryota; Metazoa; Chordata; Actinopteri; Cypriniformes; Cyprinidae
Product: mitochondrial fission factor
Exons: 7
Coding region: 465-1379 (304 amino acids)
Biological process (GO): positive regulation of mitochondrial fission
Cellular component (GO): peroxisome; mitochondrial outer membrane
Source: RefSeq, a predicted model, not a curated record
CGAACAGCUCGUUGGAAGUUUAAAGAAGUGUUUUUUAUUGAGCCAAAACCCCUAAACGCUUUGUCUACUGUUUGUUAAUUUAUCGCUAGUAGAUAUUCAAAGGUCUGUGUGGAAAAACGAAACCAAACCGCUCCGUCCAAGCCGUGGACACAUUAUUACGACGUGUGAGUUGACAAAUUUAGCUCACGAGCUGUAAACAACAGGUGUCUGGUCAUUUUGGACCAGUGUGUUGCUGUAACGUUAUAUAGAAAUGUGAAAUGUCAUAAGGGAAUGAUCUUGAUGGCUGACCUGUGGGUCAAGGACCUCUCACUUUGAAUAUAUUACAACCUGCAAGCAGCUGCUAACAUUAUUUGCUUGUGGUAGCAAACAAUGUUAACGUUACUCGUCAAAAUACUUACCACGACUUUAUAUUGUAGUGUAUUACAGUCCGUGUGUUUUACUCACGCAACGCAGCUUAACAUUUGAUGGUGUGCCGUGCGGCCAGUCUAAUUCCUUUUACUGGCGUUAGGGUAGUUAUGGCAUCUCCAGGGUAUUUUGGUGACGGUCCUCCGAUGCGCGAGCAUGAUCUGUUCUUCACUGAGGUCAUCAGCCAGAGGAUGCGCGUGCCCGAGCGCCUGAGGGUCGGUCCAACGCCUCACGCGCACGCACCUGCAGACCAAAGACCCGAAGAGCUACGUGCUGCCUACAGCAUGCACAUACCAGACAGACUGGCCUUAACAGAAGCUCCUGAUCUGAGUCCACGACCUCUCUUCACUAAACACACUUCAUCAAUGUGGGACCUGGAGCAUGGGUCCUGGGACAGGGAGGCGUUCAAGAGACAGCCUGUCAAGAGUCCACUGCGAAGGUCUUACAGUGACCAGGCUUUUGGUCGAACCCCACCUGGAACCCCCACACACUCCAGACAAACACUCCGCUCCCAGUCUCCCCGCAGUAUUGGACGUCCACCCAUCGUGCAGACAGACCCAUCCCCACCAAAGCCCCCAGGGCACCCCUCCAUCCCACCCAACCUGCUGUCCCCACAGAGCAUGCUGCAGGCCGCCAAGGAGCUGGGCCAGCAGGCGUCUCAGAAACUCCUCCAGACCGUCACCAAAAAAUACUCCUCCAGGUUUGGUUACCCAGAAAACCAUCCCUCUCAGGCUGUGGAGGUUCAACCUGAUCAAAGCAGGACAAGUGCCUCACAGGAUUUCUGGCUCAGUCCUGAGGAGGACACAGGUACUGCUGUCGAGUUCAUGGUGCUCCGCAGACAGGUGGUGAAGAUGAGCAGGAGGAUAGCAGGGCUGGAGAGACAGAACACAGAGCACAAACAGACAGAGCUGGUGCUGUUCUCUCUGUUACUGUCUGCCUGUCUGAUCAACGGCUGGCUGUGGAUGCGCAGAUGACGGCUCACAUAACACUACACUAUUCAGACAGCACUACAAGAGCAGCAGAGUUGUUUACUGGGAAGUGCAUAACUGCACAUAGUUUAUAUAGUGAUUUACUAAAUUUUUUCUUUACAAAAUUAUGGUAAAUGGAUGGUUUAGAAACCACUCCUAUUGAGGACUGUCAUCAGAAUGAGGCGUGAAUGUCUGAACCAUCCACUCGUACGUGUCAUGAUCACUUUGUGUUUAAAGUGAUUUUUCUCCUCGUGAGAGUUUCACUGAUGAUGUCAUUCAGUAAUGCAGUCUCUCUGGCACUUUUGAUCAGACUAGUAGCUAUUUUUUAUGUAAAAUUUAGUAAAUGCAAAAAUAGAUUUUCUGCAUGCUUUACAAGCAAGCAAUUAUGAACGUAUAAAUAUGAGUUUUUAUAUUUAUAUUUCCUUUUUUUCUACCAUUUAGGCAUUUGAAUCGCCUUGAGCCAUUUUAACUCACUUGCCCAGCCUGAUGUAUGAUGAAUAUUUAAAAUAAAAAUUAUAAUUCGUC